GCAAGUCAAGGCACAUACAGAAACCACCGCCUGAAGGUUAACAAGCUGGCUCUACUCAGUCUGUCUGUUGGAGACCACUCAAUAGAUAGCAUAUAAGUCGGAUUCUUAUUAUGCGCACUGUAAAUACCUUGUUUAAAUAUUAUAAUUCUUUGGCGCACUGCUCUGCUCUUCGUGCAUUGAUCUCUACAUUCACUGUGUGCGCGCUUCUAGUUCGUUAGGAGAAAAUAAUCAUAGCCCUUCGCAAAACUGCAAAGCAAAGAGGUUUUGAGUGGGAAAAACGUUCUUGCUCCUUGGACUACAUACAAUGAGGAAAUUCUGAGGUGGCAGUCUUCGUUGAGUUUCCUUUGGCUGUAUGUAACUAAGGGCUAGCUCAUGAACCGGUAUCCUCUUGCGUGGAAUUCUGUUUUCACUUAGAACUCUGCUGCCUGGACAAAUGCAUACAAAUGCAUUUAGGAGCCCAACGGACAAGGAGUGGACACGUUUCUCCAACUGCAAUAACCAGAACCUUCCUCCUGCUCCUGUCAGUAUGCACUACAGUGCUGUCUGCAGAAGAACACUACAGAGCACAAGGUGUCGAUAUCCUCCAUCGUCUGGGCCUCGGCGGCAGCACACAGUCAAUCUCCUCCGAGAUCACCUCCUCUCCCCGGCACUUCCCCUCUCCCCCCUCCUCAACCCCAGGACCCGGGGUCCUCCUCAGCCCGGACGUCCACAUUGAAGCCCCCACAGCGGCCCUGUUCCCACCAGACCUUGGUGAGGAGUUUUCUCUGGUGGUGAGCCUGAGCUCCUGGCGAGCGAACAAUGCUUUCCUGUUCAGCGUGCGUGACAGCAGCAACAAGGUGCAGUUUGGCAUCCAGCUGCUGCCCAGGAAGGUGGUGGUGUACACCGCUGAGAAGUCCUCCGUCUACUUCGCCUACAACGUGCACGAUGGGCGCCGGCACUCGUUUGCGGUGGGCGUGAGGCCCCGCUCUGUGUCAUUCCACGCCGACUGCGGGGCGGUGGAGAAGCGUGAGCAAACCUUGACCCGGUCACAGACGCUGGGGUCAGGAUCGGGAGGCCUACUGACCUUAGGAAGGAUGAACUCGAAAGCGGCCCAGUUCCAGGGCGUCAUAUGCCAGCUGGAUAUCUACCCCUCAGCCCAGGCUGCUGCGCAUUACUGCGACUACCUUAAAAAACAGUGCCGGCUGGCCGACACUUUCCGAUGGCCCCUCAGCUCAGAUAUGGAGGUUUCACAGUCCUUGGCUUUCUCUCCAAUCUCUGCCUCACCGGAGGCCCAGACGGUGCUACCAACCUCCCUGGCUGUAGAUUCCCACAGGCAGAUGACUCCGUCACUUGCAGGAUCAGCGCCGGUCUACUCCCUGGAUGGUUCCGGAACACUGUAUUUAAGCCCCUCAGAGGUCAGGAUCCAAACUCAGAGCUCCUUGUUGGAGCACCACACCUCUAUCCCUACCCCUGUCACUGAUGACCACAGAAGGCCGUCGUCAGACACACUCAGUGGGCUGGAGGCCAUGGGCAUCACCCCCAGGAGUGUCACCUCCGGAUCCAGUCCAACAGGGGUUUCCACCAGGCAGUCUCCCCAGGUUGAGAAUGAGACAGAGGAGGAAGAGAGGAGCCCCACAAGGCCCCAACAGGGCACGGCAGCCACCUCUGACCCGAUCUUACCUGUCAGACAGAGCCGCUUGAAGGAGGGCCUGCUGAACACAUCCAACUCCAGGCCUAAGGACUCUAAGCCCCAGCUUCAGGCCACUGGCCACCUUCUGGACCCCCAGCUCGGACCCAACAGCACCACCCUGUACCGAGCCAACCAGGUAGAUAUCUCAGAGGAGCAUGGGCAGGAAGAGAACUACGAUGUGGACAUGGAUGGCUACGACUAUGGAUACGAGGAACCUGACUACUUCUACGGAGACUAUGAUGGAGCUUUUCCCGGCCCCAAAGGAGACCCAGGUCCUCCGGGUCCUGCUGGUCCGCCGGGUCUACCUGGUCCGGCUGGAAAGAGAGGAGCCCGGGGUCCUACCGGUCCACAUGGAAACCCCGGCCUACCUGGUCCUCCUGGUCCCAAGGGCUCAAAGGGUGAUCCAGGACUGUCCCCAGGUCAGGCCCCACCAGGAGACAAGGGUGAGAGAGGUCCUCAAGGUUUUCCAGGUCCAGACGGGUUUGCAGGUCCAACAGGUCCUAAGGGCUAUCCAGGGCCACCAGGCCUGGCAGGGGAACAGGGCAUACCAGGACUUCCAGGAGUGUCUGGGGCUGCAGGUUACCCUGGCAGGCAGGGCUUGGCUGGGCCAGAAGGUAACCCAGGUCCUAAAGGUGUACGUGGUUUCAUCGGGCCUCCCGGUAUAGCUGGUCCUCCCGGGCCGGAAGGUGAGAGAGGUAUUCCAGGUCCCAUUGGGAAGACUGGUCCCAAAGGAAGACAGGGAGUUGUCGGGGAUGUUGGUGAAAGGGGUCCUCCAGGCCCUGAUGGCAACCAGGGGCCUGUUGGUGGGACUGGUCUGAGUGGCUUCCCUGGUCUCAGGGGAGACCCAGGACCUGAGGGAGAGCGAGGACUAACUGGCAUUGUGGGAACUAUGGGCAUAACGGGAAAAGCGGGCCUACCUGGAUUGAAAGGUGAUAAGGGUGAACCUGGACUGAGAGGUGAACCAGGAGAGAUGGGUUACCAAGGUGACAAGGGUGCUGCUGGAUUGCCUGGUCCUCUUGGACUCCGGGGAAAACCAGGCCCAUCUGGUAAGAUGGGGGAGAUGGGAGCACAAGGACCUCCCGGCCCACCAGGACCUGAGGGUUUUCCUGGAGACAUCGGUGUGCCAGGUCCCAAUGGCCCCCCAGGGCCCAAGGGUCUCCAAGGUGCCAGAGGUCCACAGGGACCACCAGGGCCCAAAGGAAUAGAGGGUGAUGACGGACCCCUCGGCCCCCCCGGUGGUCCUGGCCCUACUGGGAGACCUGGAAGAAAAGGUUACAUAGGUGAAAAUGGACCAGAGGGAUUGAAGGGGGAGAUCGGGGACCUUGGCGGCAUUGGAAAAAAUGGACCACAAGGUCCAGCAGGCCUCAUUGGGACAUCAGGGGUAGUAGGCGAUGCCGGUGAAAAGGGUGAACGUGGUCCUGCAGGCCCUCUGGGCCCUCCUGGGGAGAAGGGAUCCAGGGGGUAUCCAGGAUUACCAGGUGGCCCAGGUGAAGUUGGUCUCCAAGGACCUCCUGGUCCUCAGGGGCCGAGGGGAAUACCAGGGGUCCCGGGACCAAAAGGCAGAAGGGGUCCGAGGGGUGCAGAAGGUCCUUUGGGGGAACCAGGGCCUGAGGGCACAAAGGGAGAGCGUGGCGAAGGUGGAAAAAAAGGGGAACCUGGGUUCAUUGGUAAAGCUGGUGGUCCAGGGGAGAGAGGUCUACCAGGGAAAUCUGGGACGGCUGGAAUCCCAGGAAGCACAGGAGAGAGGGGAGCCCAUGGUGAACCAGGGCCCAAAGGACCGAUGGGAGACCCUGGACCUGACGGAGAUCAAGGACCUGAGGGCGCACCUGGUGGAGAUGGGGAGCCAGGUCCAGUUGGAGAACCUGGAAUAAAGGGCAACGUUGGGCUGGUUGGAGUAGAGGGGGAACCAGGACAGCAGGGCAUGAGAGGCCUUCCAGGUCUUGCUGGUGAGGAUGGGACCCAAGGACAAGAUGGGCCGAAGGGCGAGCCAGGUGAUCGUGGGCCCAUGGGCGAGGCAGGAGACAGGGGGGUAGAGGGAGAUCCAGGACCUCCUGGGGCCACAGGAGAAGCUGGAAAACGUGGUUUCCCUGGACCAGAGGGUAAACGUGGUCUCCCAGGGAAUCGCGGUCGGCAUGGUAAAAAGGGAGAGGCAGGCAAACCCGGUUUGGUUGGUGAGACAGGAGAUACGGGGACCGUUGGCAAAGAGGGGGAGGCAGGACUGAAAGGAGCCAGAGGAACCAGAGGCUCUGCAGGUCACCCAGGAGUGGUGGGUCCUGAGGGGAUGCCUGGAAUGGCCGGAUACACAGGCCAUGCUGGUAAGCCUGGACCCAUAGGACCUCCUGGGCCGAAAGGUGAAAAGGGUUACCCUGGAGAUGACUGUAAGACCCCCGGACCGGCAGGGCCACUAGGUGAACCAGGCCUUCCCGGCGAGCGAGGAGACCGUGGAGAGCCAGGAGAUGAGGGAUAUCAGGGCCAUCCUGGCGUUAUGGGACUUAUUGGGGCUGUUGGAGCGCCAGGUCUUCCUGGCACACCAGGGGAACCCGGAGAACCAGGCCCAAAAGGAGAAAUGGGAACCCAGGGCUUAGAAGGAAAGAAAGGAGCGAGGGGCCUGACUGGGAGCGCUGGUGUUGAGGGGGCCAUUGGUUUACCAGGACCCAGAGGCAUGCAGGGAUAUCCUGGAUCUGACGGACCUCCGGGCCUAUUUGGGAUACCAGGACUUCCAGGGAAAGCAGGGCGACAGGGCCAGCGUGGCACUGUGGGGCAAGAGGGGGCACCCGGACUACCUGGUCCGAGGGGUGAACUCGGUCUGCCUGGACUGGUUGGUGAAAGAGGGCCCGUUGGAGAGAAGGGGGAGUCUGGCUUGGCAGGGGAGAGGGGAACCCCAGGAAUCAAAGGCAUGGAGGGAUCACAGGGGGACCAGGGCAGGAUAGGUGACCCAGGAAUCAAAGGACAACCAGGGGAGUCCGGAGACUUGGGGAUGAACGGCUUCUCCGGGUUUCCAGGACCUAAGGGGCCAAAUGGAGAUUUUGGAUUCAAAGGCGUACCCGGUCCUAAAGGUCCGGCUGGUGUUCUGGGUUUCAAUGGUCCUGUUGGCCCAGAAGGGAUGAUCGGUCCUGUGGGGAAACCUGGGCCAAGGGGACCAAAGGGAGGCCAUGGGGAAAUGGGACCCAAGGGGCCACAGGGACAUCCAGGACCCAGAGGUCCUCCAGGUCCCCCUGGCCCUAUUAGACGAAUUAAAUACAACUCUCUGUUGGAGUCCAAUGGUGUCUUAAGGACUGAGACCUACCAGAACACAGAGAUGUCCCACCCAGACCAGAACACAGAGAUCUUUAAGACCCUGCGCUACCUGAGCAGCGUGAUUGAGAGCAUGAAGGUACCACUGGGAACCCGGGCAAACCCAGCACGGUUCUGUAAGGAUCUGUUGGACUGCCAGCACAAGCUCUCUGAUGGACGUUACUGGAUUGACCCCAACCUGGGAUGUCCAUCCGAUGCAAUUGAGGUUUUCUGUAACUUCACUGCUGGUGGGCAGACCUGUCUCCACCCAGUGGCCUCUAACAAGCUGUUGUUUGGUGUGCAUAAAGUCCAGAUGAAGUUCCUCCACCUCCUGAGCACAGAGGCCAGUCAGUACAUCACCUUCCACUGUCUGAGUGAUCCGCCCCACAGCCCCAAAGACACCUACAGUCACAUUGGCGCAGAACAGGAGUACCAGGACAGACCACCAAGGUUCAGGGGAUGGAACGGACAGAUUUUUGAGGCAGACACACUACUUGAACCUCAGGUGCUACUGGAUGAGUGCAAGAUCCAAGAUGGCAGCUGGCACCAGUCACGCUUUUUCUUUCAUACUCAGGACAGUUAUGAGCUCCCCAUUGUAGAAAUACAAGAGCUAUCAUCAUCACAGCCCAACCAUCUACACCACCUCGAGGUGGGACCUGUCUGCUUCCUGUGAGGUUAUCACCUGUCCAAGAUAGAAACUAGGAAAAACCAAGCAUGCCAUAAGUAGGCCAAAAUGUCUGCUCCCUAAACCAAAGAGAAUGUGAGCCCAAACGUUGGUCUGGUCCAGGCCCCGACUUGGCAUAUGCUUCAUGGAAUGACAAACACCUUGUCCAAUCGAUGGCAGACUUCUUCGGAAUAACUUAAUCCGUAGGAAAGUGAACCAGCCUAAGAUAACCACAGAAGAGCAUAUACCAAUAUUUAUCUAAUACAUGUGUAAACUGUGUCUGUUUUUGUUUUGCAUUUCAUAAGAAGCUUGGGUUCAUUGGAAAGUUUGUCACAGAAUUGGGCUACCAAAAACACCCUACCAAAACUAAAGCCUCCCACCCCUUCUUUUUUCUUCCCCAAAUACACAAAAUUCCAUUCAUCUUCAGAACAACCUUAGCUGUCAGAAGGAAAGCUCCACAGCCUUUGUAUCAGGAGCACUGUCCAACCAAAACUUUCUAAAAGUGAAAUUUAUUUUGGACUAAGCGUGAGAUUUUAGAUUUCAUUUUCAAUCAAAGGUCAACCGCCAGCUUGUGCCGCCAUUUUUUAUGUUUGAAUCUGUAGUCUAAUACGGAUGGACGUUUACACCUUGGGUGUGUCCAAAAUGGCAUACCAUUCUCGAUUGUGCACUAGCUUUAAUUAUUGGCCCAUAGAGCUCAAAGGUAGUGCACACUAGAGAAUAGGGUUCUGUUGUGGAUAACACAGCCCUUGACAGAUGGUGCUCUACCUCCUGCUUGUGUCUUUCAAGUACAGGUUCUUGUGUCAAGUAUUUUUUUUGUCCUUACAAAGUUGUAUGUACCGGCUACAUCAAGUUUAAGAGUAAUACAGUGUUGUUGUUUUAGUUUUUUUUCUUUCAUUUUAUUUGCUAAUUGUUAACCUAUCGUUGGUGCUGCAACAGACACAAGUGUAAGACAUCAGUGAGUUGCGAUACUUUUUUCCUGUAUAUUUGGACAUUAUAUGGUUGAUUAUUUAUAUCCUUUGUUUUUGUUCACAUUACUUUAUACCCCAAUAAAUUAUAAUCUCAGAGAUCUAUUUGGUCAAUUCCAACUUAGUCCAAAUAACUAUUUAUGUAAAAUGUAUUUGUAUGUGCACACAUUAUGUGACUGUAUGUUCAUUGUAUACUAUCAUAUUCACUACAGUGGGGUUUGAUAGGUCAUACUGGCAGCUAGCAUAGGCCAGAGUCAGAACACAUCAGAAAUAGCAAUGAUAUUGUUCUUAAGUUAUAUUAUAUUGAAAAAAGUGUAAUUAAAUUAGUAAAUGCUCUGGAGAAAUAAAGUUAAACGUGUAAAUAUGAAAUGUUGACAUUAAAUAAAUGUUUUAAUCCCAAAAUAGUAAAAACUUUUUUAAAAAAUAUUUUCUUGGUGAUCAUAACAGUAUUUAUUCAUUCUGUCCAAGUCCAGCAGUGAACUGGUUAAAAAUUAAACCAACCAAGUUUGAAUUUAUUUUGUAUUUAUGUUUUUGAGCCCACAUCGACAUAAAUGUGUGCUUCUGUUUUUUGUUGGAAUGUUUUGAAUUCUUGAUCAUCAUCUCUCCAAUUAGCAGUAAUACUAUAGUCUGUGUUGAGGUUCUUCUUGGGAAACUGAUGAAUCACCUGUUUGUAUGUUUGUGUGCACAAAUAUUACUAACACAGUGGACACCAAAAAACCUUGGAAGGAGGUAAAACAAGGAAAAUGUGACCUUGUGGCGAGAUCAUGAGAUUAAAUGUUAUUUUGAGUUGA
This is a messenger RNA of Esox lucius (northern pike), 7362 nucleotides long. It is a transcript of the gene col24a1, whose product is annotated as collagen alpha-1(XXIV) chain. The coding region runs from base 444 to 5615 and encodes 1723 amino acids. Gene Ontology annotation, molecular function: extracellular matrix structural constituent. The record is from RefSeq and is a predicted model, not a curated record. Lineage: Eukaryota; Metazoa; Chordata; Actinopteri; Esociformes; Esocidae. The transcript is spliced from 60 exons.